Anopheles nili is the source of this 1293-nucleotide messenger RNA. RefSeq names its product intraflagellar transport protein 52 homolog (gene IFT52). Lineage: Eukaryota; Metazoa; Arthropoda; Insecta; Diptera; Culicidae. Gene Ontology annotation, biological process: cilium assembly; intraciliary transport. The coding region runs from base 1 to 1293 and encodes 430 amino acids. The record is from RefSeq and is a predicted model, not a curated record. The transcript has 7 exons. Gene Ontology annotation, cellular component: centriole; cilium; intraciliary transport particle B.
AUGAGCAAUGCGACGAUUCUGUUCAACGUCUCGAAGAACGAGCUGUUCAAGCUGGCGGACAACUACAAAACGCUCCAUCGCAAGCUGAAGGUGAACCAUCGCGUCGAUAGCAAUAAAAGUGACAUCACUCCCGAACUCCUCAAGACGGCCACGGUGUUUGUGUUGGCUGGACCGCAGGAAAAGUUCACCGAAACUGAGUUCCAAUACCUAAAGGACUACAUCAACGAUGGCGGUCGGCUAUUACUUCUGCUGGGUGAAGGUGGAGAAAUGCAGUUCAACACGAAUGUCAACUUCCUUCUGGAAGACUACGGAAUGACCAUCAACAACGAUGUCGUUGUGCGACCCCAGUAUUACAAAUACUUCCACCCGAAGGAAGCCCUUAUCAGCGGUGGAGUGAGCUGCGAUUCAAUGAAUAAUUUACUGCUGGAAGCGAGCAAAAGUAUCCUCACAUCGUUCGACUUCAUGGACAAUAAAUACAAAGUCGAGUUCGUGUAUCCCUUCGGCGCGACGAUGAACGUCAUUAGCCCGGCUAACGUGCUGCUCACGACUGGCCCAGUAGUAUACCCUUUCAACCGACCGCUAGCUGGGUGCUUUCAGAACGAAAGCAACGGCAAGCUGAUUGCGAUCGGCUCGGGACACAUGUUCCAGGACAAGUACAUCUCCAACGAGGUAAAUACCGCGCUGUGGGACAGCCUGUUGGCGCUGAUUCUACAGGACGAUUUCCAAUUCAAAGCGUCCGACUUCAACGACCUGGAGAUAAAUGACUACGCCGUCAUACCCGAUACGAUCUAUCUGGCCGAGCAGCCGAAGAUAUGCCUAAUGGAUUCGCUCGAUUACGACAUUCCGGCCGACUUCAAGAAGCUAUUUGAUAUGUCGCUCUACUCAAUCAACAACGAUCUGCUGCGCGAUGUUAUCAGCACGUACGAAAAGCUAGAUGUGCAAUAUGAACCGCUGAAGAUCAUCAAACCGCAGUUUGAGAUUCCGUUACCACCGCUGCAGCUUGCGGUGUUCCAGCCAAUAUUCAGCGACCUGCCGGCGCCUCCUUUAGAGCUGUUUGAUUUGGACGAAGCGUUCAGCUCAGAAAAGGUACAGAUAGCACAACUAACCAACAAAUGCCUAUCUCCUGGUCACGAGGGACCGCAUACGAUUGACGAGAAAGAGUUGGGAUAUUUUAUUCAGGAAUGCGGACGCAUUCUUAAGGUCUGUCAGGACGAUCAGAAAAUGUCCCCAAAGGAGAUUCUGAACGCGAUCAGCGUUAAGAUUGCGCACUACAAAAAGUUAGACAAGGAUUAA